AUGCUAUAGAAAUUUCAGAAAGGCUUCUUUUCUCAACUCAGUUCUUCCCCAGCCUUUACAGCAUAGUUUACUUCCUAUUAAAAAUCUUCAAAUUCGAAUUCACUAGUUGGAUCUACUCAUCAAUCAACCACUAGUCUGCAUAGAAAUAAAUAGCUAGCCCAUACUGAACAAUCAAGCUAAAGGAAUUUACAUAACAAAUCUUAGAAUUAGUAUCAUUCAAAUCUAAAUAGCAGCCCAUAAUUUGCAAAAAAUCAAAGUAAUAGGAACAAUAUGUCAUUCUUGGAUAGAAAUUCAAUAUGCUAAAUAGUUGAUAAAAUAGAAUAAGAGAACCUAUUUGGAAACUAAGAAUAAAAUUUCAAUUAAGUUAUAGAUUUCCAACCUUACGACUCAAGUAUGAUAAAUAUUACAAUGCUUAGUAAGAAUCCUGAGAGAGAAAUGGAAUCUAAGGGUAAUAAGCAAAAGCAAAAAAGCAAUAAGAAAGGGAAAAAUCAGGAUAAAGAAAACAUUAUUAUUUAGAAGUAGGUUCAAAAAUAAGUAGAGGUUAAGAGAGAUGCUAAUUAAAAGAAACAAUCUCCAAUAAAUUCAAAGAGUAAUAAUACUCCUAUACUGAGCUAAAGAGCUAAUCCAAAAACUGCUGAUAACAUUUAAAAGUAAGAUAAAAAUAAGUCUAGAUCAUAAUCCAAGAGUAAGCUCCAUCAAAAGGAUAAUAAGCCAAAGUCUACAACCCCUAAGAAAGUUGUUGAAUAGAAAACUAAAUAAAACUAAUAAGACCCAUCUAUCCAAUAAUAGACCACUAUACAACCAAUAAAAAAUGCCAACAUCCCAACUUUCAAUUAAAAUUUGAAUGGACAGUAAUGCUUUCUAUCAAGCUAGUCAAAUAAAUUUGACUCAUAAGACCCUAAUUAAAGUUAAAUUUCAUUCCCUCCUUAAUAAAACUAUACUUCAAGGAAUCAUACUAAUCAUAUACAAAAUAAUUCAAGAAAUCAAUAGCAAUCUUAGUCAACUCUUUGUAAUAUGGGUUCUGUAAAAAAUAAGGAUUAGUUCGUUUUGAAUUUUUAGUAAUAAGAAUCAACUGAAAGCUUUCCAUUCAUGAUGCAGACAAACUAGAUUAAGGAGCUUAAAGAUUAGGUAUAAAGUCUGAAUCAUUAAAUUCACUAACUUAAGCAGAAAGCAAGUAUCGAAAAAGAGAAAACAUUGGAACAUCUUAAAGACAUAGAAGAAAAUUACUAAAAGUAUGCAUUUUACUAUACCAAAUACCUAGAGGAAAAAAUUGUAUUUGCUGAAUGCCAGAAAAAUCAAGAGGAACUCAGUUUUACUAUUCAAAAGCAAAAUGAAAACAUCUCAUAUUUGAAUUUAUUAGUCUUCAGUAUUCUAGAUAUGUGCGGCUAAAAAAGCCAAGAUUUACAAAGACUUAGGCAAUCAAUAUCUCAACUUGUCUAGAAAGCAAUGAUUGAUUAAAUGAUUAAUGAUCAAGAGACUUAAUAAAGAAUUUAGAGUCUAUAAAUACAAAUAAGUGACCUUGUUUCGCAGAGACAGAGCAGCAAUCAAUUCCCAGCCAAAAUACCCUAAAUUGAUUUUACACCUUAGCAAUAGUAAAAUGACUAAGAUGUAGAAUAAGUCUACUAGACUGGCUAUCAUAACAGAUCAUAAUCUUAACAAUUCAAUAAAACAAGAAGUGAUUAAAAAGCUCGAAAAACUAGGAGUGGAGGAAGAUCAAGUACACCUAAAACUCAACUCAGAUAUCAUGAAUCAAAAGAUGAAGAAGAUGAUGAACUCUAUCAUUUCCAGCAUUUCCCCUCGGCUAUGGAUUUUUCUGUAGAAAACCAAAAUCAAGAUAAGAGAGAGAUUGCCACUAAGAUAUUUAGGUAGAGCAUAUAAUCUCCACCACCUCCUUAUGACAGUAUAGAAGAAAGAGUAUUAGAAGAGGGUUUAAGAGUUGUUACUGGAAAUUCAACUACUAACUAGAGUGCUACCAGAUAAAUAUAGCAAAUAGUUUAGUAAAUCCAUGAUGAUUCUCAAAAUUUUAGCAAUUAAAACACUAAGAUUUCGAUUAAAGACUCUUAAAUCAAUAAUUAAAAUGCCACAGCCAACUCAAUGGGAAACAUCUAUAAUUAUACUCUCAAAAGUUUCCACUAUGAAGAUGACUCAGCUGAGAAGACUAGCAGUUAUUAGCAAGUCACUACAAUGAAGGAAAAUAGCCUAUUCGGAAAUAUAGAUAAGACGAAUUGCAAUGACUAUAAUGGCAUAAUUCCCUAUGAUCUACAUUAGCAAAGAUAACAGUAAUAAACUAUGAGUAGAAAUUUAUCCUAGUAUACUAAUGAGGUAUUAAAUAGCUUAUCCAAACUAGAUACCUUUAGUCCCAAAGAUUAUCAAGAGUAAAUUCAUAGACAAUCACAAUAAAACCUUCAAACAUUGCAUAUUGAUGAUGGACUAUAACCAAAGCAGCUUAAAUACUCAGUAGAAUUUGUUAAUAAAGAUGAAUAUUCGGAUGAAGAUGAUAACGAUGAGAAUAAUCUCAAUCAUUAGAUUGCUAAUAGACUCAUACACUCUUAAAAUAAUCAGUUUGAAGUUAGUAAUGCUGGUAGUCAUAAUCUUUCAAAUUAGAUGAGGUAAAUAAGCUCAAAGAGAUCAAGUAAUGAUGACAAUGAAUAAUGCAAGAUCAUGGCAAGCACAAAAGACUUAGAUAAUUUCCAUUUCAAUACAUAGUAGUUAAGAGACCUCUAAAAUAAUUAUUCUCAAGAUCAAUAAUCAACCUCCCCACCGACUAUUUAGUCAAAUAACAGAACUAUUGAAAUAGCAGUAGCAGAAAAAUAAUUCGUUGGAGAAAAAGAAAAUGACCUCAGCUUCAAGGUGGGACAAAAGAUUAUCAUUGAACAAAGAAUAAAAGGCUCCAAUUGGAUGUUUGGCUCUAUAGGUUUGAAAUAAGGUUGGUUCCCUGCAGAUUAUGUUAAAAUUGAGGAGCAUUAUCUUUGA
Stylonychia lemnae is the source of this 2973-nucleotide messenger RNA. The record is from the annotation of a GenBank genome assembly. NCBI's taxonomy places the organism in Eukaryota, Ciliophora, Spirotrichea, Sporadotrichida, Oxytrichidae.